Molecule: messenger RNA, 3035 nt
Organism: Thrips palmi
Lineage: Eukaryota; Metazoa; Arthropoda; Insecta; Thysanoptera; Thripidae
Product: RUN and FYVE domain-containing protein 2-like
Exons: 14
Coding region: 362-2524 (720 amino acids)
Cellular component (GO): cytoplasm
Molecular function (GO): metal ion binding
Source: RefSeq, a predicted model, not a curated record
GCACAGUGUGCACAGCCCUGGCGCCCUGGCUAGCCCCGUGUCCGCCAUUGUGGUUGUCGUCUGCUCCAGGAGCCCUUUUCCCCUCGACGAGAGCCUUGAGGGGGUCGCGGUGCUGCUGGUUGUGUGCAGGUCGUCCCGGUCGUCCAGGCCACCGCGGUCCCGUUGUUGUGUAGCAACCCGGCCCGGCUAAACGAGGACCAUCAUUGAGGCGCUCGGGGCGCGACUGGUGCGCCCGGACCUUCUCCAGGGGGUCCCGGACGUUGCCGACGUUCCCGCCCGCCGCUCGGAGUCGCAGACGUCGCAGAGCCAUGCCGUAGGGGCGUCGGCACACCCUCAGGGGCACUGCAGCAGCAGCGGCAGCAUGCACCCCGUGGCGCUCGAGGGCCCCCACGGCCCCCAGGUGGCGCACCCGACCGCGGGUCGCCAGCUGCACGACGGAGCCCCCGCCGUGGCGGGCAUCCCGGGUGCGCAGGACACCAUCUACCUGUGCAACUUCCGCGUGUCGGUGGACGGCGAGUGGCUGUGCCUCAAGGAGCUCGACCAGGAUGGCCUGGAGCUGGACAGGCUGGAGCCCGGCGGGGCGGACAACCCUAGCUUGUCGCCUGCCUUCUCCACGCCUUCCCCCGACGACCCGGGCCCCAUGCUCCUGAGCAUGCUGACCCGCGACCCGGCCGCCGUGGAGCGCAGCAACCUGCUCAACAUCUCCAAGCUGAUCGUCAAGGAGCUGAUCGAGACAUCGCUCAAGUACGGCCGCAUGCUGGACUCGGACCACAUGCCCCUGCAGCACUUCUUCAUCGUGCUGGAGCACGUGCUGCGACACGGGCUGCGCCCCAAAAAGGGCUUACUAGGUCCCAAAAAGGAGUUAUGGGAUAUUUUACAAUUGGUGGAAAAGUAUACACCAGAGGCGCAAGAUAUCACAAGUAGUGUUAGAGACCUUCCCACCGUUAGGACAGCAAUGGGUCGAGCGCGGGCAUGGCUAAGGCUUGCGUUAAUGCAGAAGAAACUUGCAGACUACCUGAAAGUAUUAAUUGAUCACAGAGAUGAUGUGUUGAGGGAUUACUUUGAACCAGACGCUCUUAUCAUGUGUGAUGAAGCUAUAGUAAUUAUGGGCCUCUUGGUUGGUUUAAAUGUAAUAGACUGUAAUUUAUGUGUGAAGGAGGAAGACUUAGACUGUCCACAAGGUGUUAUAGAUUUCUCGUUGUAUUUGAGAUCAACUCAUCAUUGUCCUGGUGAACAUGCUGUCAGUUCAACUGACCCUGAUCAUCCUGACAACAAUCAUUCCAACAUGAGCACAGUGCUUGAUCAGAAAAAUUAUAUAGAGGAACUAAACAGGCAUCUAAAUGCUACUGUGACUAAUCUACAAGCAAAGGUUGAAACACUCAGCACUACCAAUGCUCUAAUGAAGGAAGAUCUAGCUAUAUCCAAAAAUGGUCUCAUGUCGUUAUUUGAGGAAAAUAAUCGUCUUAAGCGAGAAUUAGACUCAGCUCAGUCCGGAUCUGUACCAUUGUCUAAAACUCCUGAUGAUGCCAAUGCUGAUUCAAUAUCAAAAAAAUCUUCGGAUAGCUCCAAUGAUGUUGAUGAAAUAAAACAACAGCUUGCAGCUGAACGUAAACAAAAAGCAGAAUUACAAAAGGAACUUGAUAUACAGAUAAGUCUGCGAGCUGAAAUGGAGGUAGCAAUGAAGCUGUUGGAGAAAGAUAUUCAUGAAAAGCAGGAUACCGUGAUUUCUUUGAGAAGGCAGCUGGAGGACAUAAAACUGAUCAAUCUUGACAUGUAUAAGAAGUUACAGGAGUGUGAACAAGAACUGACCCAAAAGGGUGAGAUGGAGUGUGACAGUUCUCUCAAGCACAAAACGGAGCUAAUCUCUAAACUGGAAGCCAAGAGUGUAGAAAUGACUGACACUGUGCAGAGACUGGAUGAGAAGUACCAGGAAUGCUUGAAGACGUGUAGUGCUUUGGAGAACCAGGCUGCAAGGCUCCAGCAAGAAUCAGCUGAAGCUGGAGAGGAAAGAACUCGAGCGAAAGGGGAGCUUGGAGUAGAAAGAGAGUGGCGUGUGUCCCUUGAGCAAAGUGUCAAUAAAGACCGUAAUCGUAUUGCUGAACUUCAAAGGGAAUUGACUCAACUGCGGGAAGUUUCUGUGAAAUUUGUAAACCUGCAAGAAGAUUACUAUGCAUUAAAAGAGCAGUGCAAUCAGCAUGAGCUCACCCUAGAGGAGCUGGGAUCUCAACUUCGUGUAUCAAAACUACAAGUGGCUGAUUUACAAGAGGAGGUGGACAAUGCCCGACGUGCCGGUAUCAGUGAUGCCACUUGGAUGCGUGAUAAGGAAGUUACUCAUUGCAAAGGAUGUGACAAAGAAUUCAAUAUGACCAGAAGAAAGCAUCAUUGCCGAAACUGUGGUGAUAUCUUCUGCAACGCUUGCUCAGACAAUACCAUGCCACUGCCUUCUCUUCCAAAACCUGCCCGGGUAUGUGAUAAAUGUCAUGUCCUUCUUGUUGCAAGAUACUCAGUUGUUCCUCAAGUAUGAGAAAGGAUUGUAAGCAUAACUAUCUUUAUACCAAGUCCUUUCUGCUAAAUUCAAUGCAAGUGAUUUGGUACUUUUUUAAAAAUUGGAAACAGAAAUGAAUUGUAUAUUUAUGUACUCUUUGAUUAUCAUGUCAGAUUGCUAUUUGCUCAGAUUAUAGUUAGUACAAAUACCUAGCAGUGUUGACAUAUAUUUCCAGUCUUUUGCUUAUAAUGGUCAGAAUACUGAACUGAGAUUCCCAGUCUGUGGUAAAUAUUUAAUAAGGUUGAUGAAACUAUAUUAUAUUGUUGUUAUGUAGGUAUUGUAUUAGAAGCCAAAAUUGCACUAUUUUUAACAUUUUUUAAAAAACAUUGUUAUUGAACAUGUGUUCUUUUGUGAUGUCAUUAUAUUUAUAACACAAUGCAAACUUUACAUGAAUAAAGUGCUUUUUGAGAAACUUCGUGUGCUCUUGAAAAGUUCAGAAUACUGUAUGAGGUUUGAGUGGAAGGAAUCAAUAAAAUCUGGACAUUUUGGA